Messenger RNA from Dibothriocephalus latus, 534 nucleotides. The record is from the annotation of a GenBank genome assembly. Lineage: Eukaryota; Metazoa; Platyhelminthes; Cestoda; Diphyllobothriidea; Diphyllobothriidae.
AUGUUUUCAUGGCCUCUACUGUCUCCUUUUUGGUUCGAUCCCAUUGUCCCCGCUGGGCCCGUUGCCGCGAUUAGCUCCUUCUGUCGCACCCGCAUUAUACUAUACGCUUACGGUCAUGAAAUGAGACUUUCAGAAUCCUCGCACGUUCGCAUCAACAGCAUGAUUCCAUUGUACUGCAUCAUAUCAAUCACUUACUGUGCGAAGGUAAACAAUCUGUUGAUAUACGAGGAUUCGUAUGUGACAUCGACUGACAGCGAAUUGAAUAAACUUAAAAACGCCAUUAAUAAGACGAUCGACAAGUUAAGGAAGACAGGAGCCCUGACGAGAAGGGAAGCGAAGGCUGCAAAGGCCACAGAUGCAGCAAUGGCACGUUUCUAUGGCCUAAAAAAGUGCACAAGCCAGGGUCUGGCCAUCGACACGAUUGAUGGUCUUCUCCAAGAGAGAUAUGAUGGAACAGACCAAAAACUCAAGCGAGCAGAUAUCAUUGAGCUCCUGGGACUGCGUCUGAAAGCAUUCUUCACGUUCACCGGCUAA